This is a messenger RNA of Triticum aestivum (bread wheat), 2587 nucleotides long. RefSeq names its product putative receptor-like protein kinase At4g00960. Lineage: Eukaryota; Viridiplantae; Streptophyta; Magnoliopsida; Poales; Poaceae. Gene Ontology annotation, molecular function: protein kinase activity; ATP binding. The record is from RefSeq and is a predicted model, not a curated record. Gene Ontology annotation, biological process: protein phosphorylation. Bases 985 to 1749 code for a protein of 254 amino acids. The transcript has 4 exons.
CUGCUUUAACUACGGCAGGCAAUUGCUGCCUUCAUGGCUGUGUAUUAUUACGUCCCGUCCGUCCCCAAAUAGCUGGCAGAUAAAUUCAGUCAAAAGUCAACGAGUUCUAAGUUUGACCAAGGAUAUAUACGAAAAUAUUAAAAUAGACAAUAUCUACUUUUUUUGCGGGAAAAGACAAUAUCAAAUCAAUAUCAAUAUGUUCACCAUUAGAUAUGUUUUCAUAAUCUGUUUAUUCAAUAUUGUUGUUGUUGGUAUUUGUUUUCUAUAUAUUUGGUCAAACUCGGAAAGAAUUGACCUUUUUUACUGGAUUUGUAUGUCAUGUAUUUGGGGACGCUGAGCUCCCGGGCUUCAUUUCAUCCUCGGAGUUCGUAAAUGACCGUGCUACAUACGAUGAAUAAGGUCUAUUUUUUCCUGUAAAACAAAAAAGAAAGAGGAGAGGGAGAGCUGCCAGCUGCGUUGUGAAUCCAUCACAAGCGCCGGCUGAUUUUGAUAAUCCGUUUGAGCCUCGUGAGUUAGUGGCGUGUUUGUUUUUCAACAUGGAGUUAGUGGUGUUUGGUAUGCUUGGGACCCACACGGGAAACAAACAGAGAAGAAUGACUCGGAAGUGGCAGCGGCGGUUAAACUAGACAAACACACAACCCCUUUCCCCUCUCUGCUCCUGCUGCUCUGUCGUUCGUCGUCCCGGCCGGCGUGGUUCGACCCGCCCGCUCUAGUGGAGUGACUGGUGAGCAGACCCAACUUGCUCCAUCAAUUUGUUCUGGGAUUUCUAUGUGUAGCGCGGAUUCGUUUGCUCCUUUUGCUUUGCUUGGUGCAGAUGUGAUUUAUCUGUCUUUUCGCUGCAAAUAGCCCUUCAUUCACUUCAUCCGAUCGAUCCAGUCUGUAGCGGAUCUGUUGAUUCGCAGUUGCUUUUGUAGAGGCACAACCACAACUAAUAGCAAUCAGUUCCUUAGAUCCGCACAACUAAUCAGGCCCCUUCCUUCUCUUAUGACGGUUAAGCACCCCAAUAUAGUGCAAUGUGUAGGCUACUGCUAUGAAACUCUGAAUGAGGUUGCAUCAUACAAUGGGAAAAAGGUAUUUGCAGAGAAGGCGGAAAUGCUACUUUGCUUAGAGUAUCUCCCCACCGGAAGCCUCAAUGAGUAUCUAUCUGAUGAAUCUUCUGGACUUAAUUGGAGCACACGCUACAGAAUAAUCGAAGGGAUUUGCUAUGGUUUAUGUCACCUUCACGGGCAAAAAGAUAACCCCAUUAUUCACUUGGACCUUAAACCUACAAACAUAUUGCUCAGCGACGGUAUGAUAGCAAAAAUUGCAGACUUCGGUUUGUCAAUGUUGCUUGUACAACCAGGCACUAUUAUAGCGUCGUCUUCUCUUGGAACACCUGGUUACAUUGCACCAGAGUUUGUGAAUGGACGUAAAAUUUCGCUCAAGUCGGACAUAUUUAGCUUGGGCGUAAUAAUCAUCGAGAUAAUAACGGGAGGCAAGGACUACCCCCUUGAUGUUACUAAACCAUCAUCUUCAAACACAUUUGUUGACGAUGUUCUUUGCAAAUGGAAAAACAGAAGAUCACGGAGAUAUGGAACCCUAGAUGUAAAUUGCCAAGAAGAAAUAAAAAGAUGCAUUCAGAUAGGUCUAAUAUGUCUGAACCCUGAUCGCAAUCAAAGGCCUGCAAUAAGGAACAUCAUCAGGAUGCUUCAAGGAACAGAAAGUAUUGAUUGCGGCAUUAGCAACCAUGCAACAUCAUCGACAGGCUAGGCAUGCACCGGAACCGACGACCUAUCUCGUGUCGAUCGACGUCACCGUGAGACCCCUCAUCAGCAGCUUCGACCUCAUCCACUGUCAGGGUGAAGGUAGGGCCCUCAUCAGCAGCUCCGGUAUAGGUAGAGGGCUGAAGGCGCCAGGACAGACGUCUGGUCGGUUUGCGAGUAUUACUAACUGAUUUGCUUGAUGUUUGUAUGUUGCUGUAAUAACUUGCAAUCGGGCUGCAUUAAUUAUUCGUUACUACCUUCAUAGUGUAAAGUAACAUAGUAGUAGUGUCAUAGAUGCAAGCUUUUAAAUAGUGGAUAACGGACUGGUUGCCGAUUAUGGUCCGUGUAGCGGAAUGCGGAUAGCAGGCGAUAUUGCGGGCGCUAUGUCCACAUAGCCAAUUUUAAAAAAAACACUCAUAAAUUUGAGAUUGCUGUGUAUAUUUCUAGGCCACUGACAAAAAAUAUGACGCUUAAUUUGAGAAAUCAUCAUUUAUAUAAGAAUAUAAACUAUAAUUGAACAAUAUUUGGUCGUGCAACCAUGCCAUCAAGACACAUUUAUCAAAAUAGAUUACACAACAAAACAACAAGGACUUAUAUAGCGGGCGAUAUUGCGGAUAGCGGACGAUAUAGCGGUCUAAUAAGUGAUAUUGCGCCUGCAUCAUGACAACACGCUAUUUUCUAACGCAACCUUAAAUUAAUAGCGGCAGGGUGACGCUACCGCUAUUGUGGCCGAAAUAGCGGAGGUAGCGGACGCUAUUUAAAAGCUUGCAUAGAUGGUCUCAUUUAUUAGCUUGUAGACUUAUCUUGUCUUUGGAAGCGCUAUGUUACAGUAAUAUAUUAUGUUA